UUUGAAGUUAGAUAAUCAUUAAUAAAGAGGUAGCUUAAAAGACUAAACACACACAAACGCAUCAUUCAUCUUUUCAAAGGGUCAUCAUGAGGAUUGACGUUGCUCUACAGCUGGGCUUCUGUAGCCUGUGUCUAACUCUGGCACUUCUUGGUGAAGGAAUGGGAGUUCAGGCGCUUCCUGAUCCACCAGCUGUGGACUGUGCAUGGGGCCGCUGGUCAGAAUGGAGUGCUUGUGAUCCCUGCACAAAAACCAGAAGGCGCUCUCGAACUGUAGAAGUGUUUGGCCAGUUUGGGGGUAAGGCCUGCAAGGGAUCACUCGGGGACAGAGAGUCCUGUGUGACUGAUGCUGAAUGUCAACAGCCGCCUCCCCCCGAGUGCUCAGACUCAGAGUUCCAGUGUGAGUCAGGAGCCUGCAUUAAGAAGAGAUUAAUGUGCAAUGGGGACUACGAUUGUGAGGAUGGAUCAGAUGAGGACUGUGAACCUGUGCGUAAACCCUGCGGCAAUGCAAUCCUGGAUAACAAUGAGCAAGGCAGGACAGCAGGAUACGGAAUCAACAUCUUGGGUGCAGAUCCUCGAAUGAACCCCUUCAACAAUGAUUACUUCAACGGUAGAUGUGACCGAGCAAGGAAUCCAAACACUGGCCAGUAUGACAGGCUUCCCUGGAAUGUUGGUGUGCUCAGCUAUCAGACGCUGGUGGAAGAAACAGUUUCCAAAGAAAUCUAUGAGGACUCACACAGCCUCCUGAGGGAAAUGCUGAAAGAGAUGAGUUCUAAUGUCGAUGUAGGACUGUCGUUCAAAUUCAAGCCAACUGAGGACUCCUUGUCCGAUAUUCCUCUAAACCUUACUAUAGAGCAACAGUACGAAAAAAAAGCGAUGAUUAGAGAGGUCACGGAAUACACUUCUGCUGAGAACAAGAGCUUCAUGAGGGUGACGGGCAAAUUACAGAUGAGCACCUACAGGAUGCGCUCACGUGAGCUCCAAGUGGCUGAUGAAUUCCUGCGGCAUGUCAAAUCUUUGCCUUUGGAGUAUGAGAAGGGUAUUUAUUUUGCCUUCCUGGAAGACUAUGGCACCCACUACACCAAAAAUGGGAAGUCUGGUGGCGAAUAUGAAUUGAUUUACGUUCUCAACCAGGAUAUCAUCAAGGCAAAAAAUCUGACAGAGAGAAGGAUUCAAGAUUGCGUCAAAUUAGGCAUCACAGCAGAAUUUGCUACCACAACUUUGCAUGAUGGAAAAGCACAUUACAAACCAAGCGGGUGUGAUAAUGUAACAACAAACGAAACAGGUGUUACUGAUGGAAAAGCAGUGGUGGAUAAGGUGAUGACAUCAGUCAAAGGAGGUACUCUCCCAACUGCUGUUACUAUGAGGGCCAGAUUAAAUAAGGAAGGGGUGAUGGACAUUGCUACGUAUCAGGCAUGGGCCCAAUCCAUCCCAAAUGCCCCUGCACUGCUCAACAGUGAGCCAGAGCCCAUCUACAUGUUAAUUCCUCUGGAAAUGCCGGGCGCCAACUCCAGGAUAUCAAACCUGAAGCAGGCCACAACAGACUACGUGUCAGAAUAUAGCGUGUGCAAGUGUAAGCCGUGUCAGAACGGAGGCACUCUGACUCUGCUGGAUGGAGAGUGUCUGUGUCUGUGCCCUCACCUGUUCGAAGGCCUCGCUUGCCAGAACUUCAAAAGCGAUAAAUCUAGAACCCCAGGCAGAAGACCUCCUGUUGUUCAUGAAGGUAACUGGUCAUGCUGGUCUGCCUGGUCCAACUGCAGCGGAGGAAAACGCGACAGGACGCGUGGCUGCAACUCAGACGGAGUCAACGGAGCUGCGUGCAGAGGAGACGCUCGCAGUGAAGAAUACUGCUGAGUGCACAGAAGAGCAUUUAACACACAGAAUCGCAAUUGAAAUGACAGUUCUAUAUUUGUAGAUGUUUGUUUUGGUUUAUUUUUUUAUGAUUUAAGUAUGUGGAGUAUACUUUAUCAACUGUAAAUAUGUACACAUAGGGGUUUAGUUGAAAAUAAUCUUUGUUAAGCUUUAAUAAAAACAAUUUGUGUCAGAAAA
Molecule: messenger RNA, 2045 nt
Organism: Stegastes partitus (bicolor damselfish)
Lineage: Eukaryota; Metazoa; Chordata; Actinopteri; Pomacentridae
Gene: c9
Product: complement component 9
Exons: 11
Coding region: 87-1850 (587 amino acids)
Biological process (GO): complement activation
Cellular component (GO): membrane attack complex
Molecular function (GO): protein binding
Source: RefSeq, a predicted model, not a curated record